GAUUACGUCAAUCAGUAUGUUGUUUUUUUCCUUCCCGGUAUAUUCAAAUACCUGUUUUUAAACGGUACAUUCGGAAGUAUCUCGGUUUUAAUGUUCACAAGGUGUUUUUUCAUACCUGCCACGGUGGAAAUGUAUGGUGUAAAACAAUACUGAUCGGAUAUAUACACGUGCAGGGAUGUAGAAAGUCUCAUAUUUUUCUUUUAUCACAAAAGAUUAAAAAAAAAUAUGGGUUCAUUUAUAUCCAAAUUAACGAAAGUAUUCGAGUCUUUUUCUCCAGGAUCACGGGCUAGAAUAAUUAUGCUUGGUUUAGAUAAUUCAGGUAAAACGACGAUUUUAUACAAACUCAAACUGAAUGAACAUAUAAGGGAUAUACCUACUGUAGGAUUCAAUGUAGAGACGCUGUCCCCUGUUAAGGGCGUGACCUUUACUGUGUUUGAUGUGGGGGGUCAGGAGAGGCUACGAUCACUUUGGAGACACUACUACCAGGGGUCAGAAGGUUUAGUGUAUGUGGUGGAUAGUAACGACAGAGAAAGAAUAGAAGAAUCACGCAAAGAAUUGUUUGGAAUUCUACAAGAUGACGACAUGAAUGGAGUCCCAGUGGUGAUCAUUGCUAACAAACAAGAUCUUCCAAACGCAAUAAGAACUCCAGAGAUGACAGAAAUGAUGUGUUUGCACAAACUGACGUCAAGAAAAUGGUUCAUCCAAUCAGCUGUUGCAACAACGGGAGAAGGAAUCUACGAGUCAAUGAAAGAAUUAUCAGCUAUGGUCAAGGACUUCAAAAAGAACGCAAAUAAAUCCUGAUCAUUACAUGCAUGCAUACCUUCAUAAAAUCACUACAGCAUCAUCUGUUCAAACCUAACCAAGCUUAAAAAUGCCAUCUGGAAUUCAAUAAACUAUACACAUUACCAACAGUGUUUAUUAUGGCUUAAUUUUCUUAUUAUUUACUAUUUACUACAUUUAUGUAGAAUAUUAAUUUUUUAUUUAGAUUUCAAUGUAGAUUUCAUAUAUUUCGCUGAGAAAAUAUGUAAUGCACACACAACAACAGUCAUGUUCAAAGCCUACUGUAUAAGUCAUACCAUUUAGGUGUAAGAUAACAUAGGGCUGAAAUGUGUUAGAGGUAGGACGUAAAGACUGAGUACCCUGAGCGGCUGGGUAGGAUCUUUGAAUCAGAAAUUGCCGAGAAAAUCUUGUUUGUACUUCUGAAUUGUUCUGCGAUGAUAAAUAUCUUGACAUACCUGGUAUCACUUUUUGAAACAUAAUGAUUUAAGUCUACUUUGUUUUUUCCCUUUAAUAUGUAUUGAAUUAGCAGUCUUGUAAAC
Saccostrea cuccullata (small rock oyster) is the source of this 1319-nucleotide messenger RNA. RefSeq lists its product as uncharacterized. Lineage: Eukaryota; Metazoa; Mollusca; Bivalvia; Ostreida; Ostreidae. Gene Ontology annotation, cellular component: cytoplasm; plasma membrane. The record is from RefSeq and is a predicted model, not a curated record. Gene Ontology annotation, biological process: vesicle-mediated transport; intracellular protein transport. The coding region runs from base 226 to 801 and encodes 191 amino acids. Gene Ontology annotation, molecular function: GTP binding; GTPase activity. The transcript has 4 exons.